AUGGAUGGUUUACUAAGAUGUACGGAUCAAAAACAGCUUUCAGAAUGGAUCGGCAGGGAAUGUCAUUUUAGACUUCUGUACAAAAUCACUCGAGACGGGGGGUCGUCAGAGAAAUUUCAUGAGUUAUGUGACAACAAAGGGCCGACAGUAACAAUCUUUUAUAAUACCGGUAGCAAUGUGUACGGAGGUUAUCUGUCGGAAAGGUGGAGUUGUAGUGGUGUAUGGGCCACAGAUCAAAAUGCAUUCCUGUUUAAGUUGUAUACUGCUGCAAAUUGGAUGCCUAAAAUAUUUCACUAUAUAAAAGGUAAAGGCAAUAACUAUUAUAAAGAUUUGAAAUGUGGUCCAUGUUUUCAGAAUCUGCUAUCUUUUGAAAACUCUGUCGUUUUUAACAAAACUAGGAGUUGUUUUCCACUGAAAACUUCAAAUCUCUUAAAUGGAUCACACUUUGAUAUGGGCGAAGAAACUGGAUUUUCAGUAGCAAAUGGACAUAAUAAUGUAACAGACCUUGAGGUUUACCUUGUAAAAGAUGGUCCAUUUGUUGAGGAAGCAUGGAGGGAAUCUCCGGAGUGGAAUUUACAGGCGUGUCAGGAAUUGAAGGAAAAUAUCAUCAGGCAUGAGCCAUUCGAAGAAGCCAAUGUACCUGAAUCAAAUAUUCUUCUUGUUGGACAAGUGGACGCGGGUAAAUCCAGUUUUCUGAAUACUAUUAAUUCAAUAUUCAAAGGAAAGAUAUCAUCUCGGUCAUGUUCAGGAAGUACUGAAAACAGUUUGACAAAAAGUUUCGGAAAAUUCCAUAUUCGUGAUCCUACGUCAAAGAAACGUUUAAAAUUCAGCAUCUGUGAUACACGAGGGAUUGAGGUGGAACUCUCCAUUAAGGAUGAGGAUAUUGGGUUUACUCUGGAUGGAAAUCUGCCCAAUCACUACACUUUCAAUCCAUUUGAAAAAGCCUCGACCAAAGUUCCUGGAUUUGUAAAGGAUCCGACAUUGAAGGACAGAAUGCACGUUGUUGUUUUUGUUAUUGAUGGAAGCACGCUCGAUGUUCUUCCAGAGAUCAUCAUUAAAAAACUCAAAUACAUCAAAGCGCUCGCUGAAGACAGAGGUAUACCUCAACUAGUAUUCUUGACAAAAAUGGACAAAAUAUGUGAACAUGUUAAAAAGGAUAUCAGCAAUAUGUUCACAAGUGAAAUUGUCGAAGGAGCUGUGAAUAAAGCUGCUAACAUCAUUGCCAUUCCAAGAUCCCAUGUGUUUCCGGUGAAAAACUAUGAAAAAAAAACCAAACUUCACACAAAUUUGGACAUCGUAGCUCUCGGCGCCCUGUACCAAGCUCUCGUGUUUGCAGACGACUUCUUAGAAAAUCAAUGUGACGUAAAACAAGGUGGUACAGGAGAGUUGAAUACAAAGGACUAAGCUUAAAAGCGAAAGUAAUAAAGCAGACUUUAUUUUAUUUAUGUGUAUCAUCAUUUACAAAAACAAUGGAUGAACAGAAUUUUUUUCUUCGAUUGUUCAAGUCACUCAUGCAUGUAACUUUAUUAAAUGGAGUGCACGAGGGAUGUUCCAAACUAAUGACAAUUUGAUGUUUUCAAAAUUUAUUAAUCUUCGAUUUUUUUUUUUUUUGCGUUCCUUCACUUCAAAUUACUCAUCCUUGACCUGAAUACACAUUUUAAACGAUCGAUUACCUUCUUAAACAAUAUUCAUACUCAUCAAUAACGACAACCAUCAUAUAUAGAUAAAUUGCAGACCCAAUAGCUGAUUGAUUGUAUACUGUUUAACGUCCCUCUCCAGAAUAUUUCACGGAUAUGUCACCAUUGCCGGUGAAGGGCUGCAAAUUUAGGCCUACGCUCGGCACUUACGGCCUUUGAGCAGGGAGGGAUCUUUAUGGUGCUACACCUGCUGUACGGUCUCAUCCGAAGGACCGUCCCAUUUAGUCGCCUUUUACGACAAGCAAAGGGGUACUGAGGACCUAUUCUAUCCCGGAUCCAAACGGGGCCAAUAGUAAGUUGUGAUCUGUAUCAUUUCCAAAAUAUCGGGAGUUUAAGUUUGGAGAGCGGAUAGAAGUCACAUGGAGCUAAAUCCAGGACAUCGUUGUGCGAACGUUCGAGAUACUUCAUGCCUUUUUUCCCUUCAACACAAGAGUUUGCAUAACAAGGCCUUUAUUAUCAAAGAAAAUAACAUAUAAAAUUUAGAAAUCAACCUACAAACAGAUCUAAGAAACAUUUGGCUACCUUUUAUAAAGGUCUUAAUUUCAUGUCUUUGAGUGCCCUUUUUCCAGUCUUAUUGUUUUAAGUAUAAUUAAUACACCAAAAAGCAACGCACACCGUAGCUACAUGUAAGUAACUAAAAUUAUGAACAUGAAAUUUUAUUCUGCUACUGUUUAUAGAUCAAUCUAACGUGUCAAUGUUGUUUCAGUGAGAUAUUUACAAGAUUUUAACGCGAAGAGGGUGAAAAGGCAUUAUUCUUGGUACAAUCCUCGUCCAUUUCCUCUAAUGACAAAAGAACAUCAUACUAAAGUCAAAUCCACUUGCCUAUUUUUUCAAUAUAUUAACAUUAGUCAGUAGUAUGUUAUUCUCUCCCUCUCUCUAUUUCUCUGAAGGUAUGCGUGUGUUUCAAUAGAUUUUGAGAAAAAUUUCAUCUUAUUUACUUCUUAACUUUAGAAUUAUCUUGCAUGUAGACAUAUAUA
Saccostrea cuccullata (small rock oyster) is the source of this 2674-nucleotide messenger RNA. Its product is annotated as interferon-induced protein 44-like. The coding region runs from base 1 to 1404 and encodes 467 amino acids. NCBI's taxonomy places the organism in Eukaryota, Metazoa, Mollusca, Bivalvia, Ostreida, Ostreidae. The record is from RefSeq and is a predicted model, not a curated record. The transcript is spliced from 6 exons. Gene Ontology annotation, molecular function: GTP binding.